UCCUUUCACCGGGUCAAGGAAAUCCUCUAACAGACCGGCACAGCUAUACUGAAGCCCAGCAAUAGUAUGUUAAAUUAGUAACAAUUGGCAAUAUUUUGGGUUGAUUGUUAAUGAUUUGGAGGGCUGUGUGGUUUUGUCUGUGACAAUGACAUCUGCCCACAAUUGUUCUUGCCAUUUGGAAAUGCUUCUGACUUACAGUCCUUGAAUUACUAAGAGUGGUUGAUAGCACUGAUUACUAACGUUAGGACAGGAAGUCUGAUACAGCCAGUAGAAUGACCUCAGUAAUUAACACCCAUCAAACGUAUCUGAGGCCUCCCAGGAUAGUCCUGCCAGGCAUGGAUGAGGAGCUGGAAAGGAUGGAGGGUGGGGAAUCCAGGGAUCAAUACCUACCUGGUUCGGUGGCUCAAUAUAACACUAACAGCAGCAAUAACAAAGAUGAAGAGGAGAAAAAGAAAAAGAAGAAAGAGAAAAAGAGCAAAUUGGAAGGGAAAAAGGAAAAGAAAAAGGAAAAGAAAGAGAAGAAAGAAAAAGAAAAGGAGGAGAAAGAAAAGGAGAAGGACAAAGACAAGGAUAAAAAGGAGGAGCCUAAGAAGGAAGUUUUCGUUAUUGAUCCAGCAGGAAAUAUUUACUACAACUGGCUAUUUGUUAUAACAAUGCCUGUAAUGUACAACUGGACCAUGAUUAUUGCCAGAGCAUGUUUUGAGGAGCUACAGCAUGACUACAUAAGCUCUUGGUUCAUAAUAGACUAUGUAUCGGAUGUCAUUUAUCUGGCUGAUAUGUUUUUCCGGACCAGAACAGGUUAUCUGGAGCAAGGUUUGCUGGUCAAAGAUGAGCAAAAGCUACGUCAGAGAUACCUGGAAAGUGUACAAUUUAAACUGGAUUUGGUGUCAAUGAUACCAACUGAUAUUCUGUUCUUAAAAACUGGACUAAACUACCCGGAACUGAGAUUGAAUAAGCUCUUUCGAGUUCCCCGCAUGUUUGAGUUCUUCUCAAGAACAGAAACAAGGACCAACUAUCCCAACAUCUUCAGAAUCUCCAACCUUGUCAUGUAUAUUGUGAUUAUCAUUCACUGGAAUGCUUGCCUUUACUUCUCCUUUUCCAAAGCUAUCGGAUUUGGAGAAGAUACCUGGGUCUACCCAAAUGUGUCAGAUCCAGAGUUUGGCCGACUUGUCCGGAAAUAUGCAUACAGCCUUUACUGGUCCACUCUGACCCUUACCACCAUUGGAGAAACCCCUCCUCCAGUCAAGGACUCAGAGUAUUUCUUUGUAGUCAUUGACUUCUUGGUUGGAGUGUUGAUUUUCGCUACAAUUGUCGGUAAUGUAGGUUCCAUGAUUUCCAACAUGAACGCAGCCAGAGCAGAUUUCCAGGCCAGGAUUGAUGCCAUCAAGCAGUACAUGCACUUCCGAAAAGUUGACAAAGAUCUGGAAAAGAGAGUCAUCAAAUGGUUUGAUUACUUGUGGACCAACAAGAAAGCAGUGGAUGAAAGAGAAGUCCUGAAAUAUCUCCCAGACAAGCUCCGUGCUGAGAUUGCCAUCAACGUCCACCUAGACACUCUAAAGAAAGUGCGUAUAUUUGCAGAUUGUGAGGCUGGACUACUGAUUGAGCUGGUGUUGAAGCUGAGGCCACAGGUCUUUAGCCCUAGUGAUUACAUCUGCCGCAAAGGGGACAUUGGCAGGGAAAUGUACAUCAUCAAGGAAGGAAAGCUUGCUGUUGUGGCAGAUGAUGGGAUUACACAGUUUGUGGUCCUUAGUGAUGGAAGCUACUUUGGGGAGAUCAGUAUCCUGAACAUUAAGGGAAGUAAAGCUGGAAACCGCAGAACAGCUAACAUUCGAAGUAUAGGGUACUCUGACUUGUUCUGUCUGUCCAAGGAUGACCUCAUGGAAGCCCUCACAGAGUACCCAGAUGCAAAGGCAAUGCUGGAGGAGAAAGGCAGGCAGAUUCUUAUGAAGGAUGGGCUCUUAGAUCUAGAUGUGGCUGCACUCGGACCUGACCCAAAAGACAUGGAGGAAAAAGUCACCCGAAUGUAUUCAUCCUUAGAGCACAUGCAGAUCAAGUUUGCCAGGCUGUUGGCUGAGUAUGAUGUAGGCCAGAAGAAGCUGAAGCAGAGAAUCACUGGUAUUGAGAAGACGUUAACAUUAAGUGGAGAGGUAGUAUUUUCUGAACUGGUGGAUCCUGAAGCUGAAGCUGAAGCUGACACAGCUGAAAAGAAGUAAAAUGGUGCUCAGCUUUUUUCAGCACGAUCACAAACAUUUUUAUGCCGCACUUAACAAAAGAUUUCAGAGAUUUUAAUAUGAACACAUUGUCUUUUCGUUAUGUUUUUGAAAUCAUCUCUUCUGUCAGAAAAACUAUUUCACCGAAGAACUUGUACACCCAUAUGUCUACAAGAAUAAUUUGUACAAGAAACCUGCUAAUGCAACUCAAUUCCUGUCAUCAAACUUUUGUUUCCAUCCAGGUUCUGUAUUGUUAUGAAUUAAAAUCCUAACUUAAAAUAAGUUUCAGUUAUUCAUGUAAAACCAAAUCAGUUCUGUAAAACUUUGUAUCAUAUUUUUCAGAGUAGAUAAUCAAGUUUAUUGGUUAUUUAGUUUUGUUUUGUUUUUGUAAAUAUUUAAAAUGGAGAUAGAAUUGUUUAAAUUGCAAGGUAGAAAAGAAACAAUAUUUGUUUUCAAUGAGACAAAUGUUCUGGUGUAAUGAACACAUUGCUAAGAGCAUGCAGGUGCAAGUAAUCUAUUUAAAAUAAACUGCAUUGCCAUCUAGUGGUUGACUAUAAAGAAAUUCAAAGAACCCUAUUCAAUUGACCUUUUAUCGCCACCGUUUAUGCCCGUCUAAUUAAAAAAAAAAAAAAGUUCUUACUACAUAUGUUUAGUGAAACAAACACUGCUUGAAAUGUAACCGGUGUCUAACAUGAUCAUAUUCAUAAUGGAUGAAAUUGAUACACAGUAAAAGAUAAUAUUGUCUAGGGUUAACAAGAUUGAAAAGCUGUCAUGAGGUCGGAGGCCACUGGACAUGUCAGAAGCAUUGGAGGAAAACGUUGCCACAGCAUACAAUCUGUCUGAGGCACUUUGUAAAACACUGUAUCUGUAACAAGCACAUUGGAGUAUGUCAUGUCAUAAAAAAUGCAUUAGUGUUACAGUAGUAUCACCUUGAAGUAUGUCAGAGUUAAUAAAGUACUACCUAAGAGUA
Acipenser ruthenus (sterlet) is the source of this 3180-nucleotide messenger RNA. RefSeq names its product cyclic nucleotide-gated channel rod photoreceptor subunit alpha-like. Bases 273 to 2213 code for a protein of 646 amino acids. The transcript is spliced from 8 exons. Gene Ontology annotation, cellular component: intracellular cyclic nucleotide activated cation channel complex; plasma membrane. NCBI's taxonomy places the organism in Eukaryota, Metazoa, Chordata, Actinopteri, Acipenseriformes, Acipenseridae. Gene Ontology annotation, molecular function: cGMP binding; intracellularly cAMP-activated cation channel activity; intracellularly cGMP-activated cation channel activity. Gene Ontology annotation, biological process: monoatomic cation transmembrane transport. The record is from RefSeq and is a predicted model, not a curated record.